Trichomonas vaginalis G3 is the source of this 744-nucleotide messenger RNA. Its product is annotated as zebrafish ch211-108c17.2-related family. The record is from RefSeq and is a predicted model, not a curated record. Lineage: Eukaryota; Parabasalia; Trichomonadida; Trichomonadidae. The transcript has a single exon. The coding region runs from base 1 to 744 and encodes 247 amino acids.
AUGGGCCAUAUUGUUCACCCAAAACGGAAAACAAAGGCAAUGCAUAACAUUUUACUCCACGAACGUCGUCGACUCUCGGCGCGACAGAUGCUUGGUGCUUGCAUAAUGACCGGAAUGCCAUAUACAAAAGGUGCUCGCUUUCUUUCUCUUUGUGGAACUAAGCCCCCUGUGAAGAGUGGUGUCAUGAGACAACAGAGAUUUUGUGACGAUAAGAUUAGAAGACUUAAAAGUAUUUCCCUAAUGCUGUCGAGAAAGUCCUUCAGUGGUUACUUAUCCAUUGAUGCAAGAUGGACGCACAGGCGAAACUCGCCAAGUUGUACAGUAACUGCGCUCGAUGCUGUCACAAAAAGAGUUCUUGCAUGCGUGAACAUCAACCAUAUUGGUGGAAACAGACAGCAUGCUCAGUAUUCCGGAGCUUCCAACAAUAUGGAAAGUGCUGGAACUCGAAUCAUCUUGAAGCAAUUAAAGAAAUACAAUAUCUUGAAAGAUGUUAAAGAGAUUAUUAAAGACCGAGAUAACAAAAGUGUCUCUGUCUUUAAAGAAUUUGGCGUCUCUCAUCUUGAAAGAUUCGAUCCAGGUCAUGUAUCAAAAAAUAUCUCAAAAGAUUUUACAAAGUUCUCAGCUUCUCAUAAGACAGUUGAAGUUUUCAACGACAAGACAGUUAGUAUGGUUAUCUUGGGUAUGGUGGCACUGCGUUCCACCUUACUCAUUAUAUGUGAAUUUGACAAUUUACAAAACCAUUAA